Molecule: messenger RNA, 1750 nt
Organism: Caretta caretta (loggerhead turtle)
Lineage: Eukaryota; Metazoa; Chordata; Testudines; Cheloniidae
Product: lipase member M-like
Molecular function (GO): hydrolase activity, acting on ester bonds
Source: RefSeq, a predicted model, not a curated record
AUGUGGUGGUUUAUUGCAUUAGCCUAUCUAAUACAAGUUGUUACAAGCUCAGAAGAACUCAUCAAGAAGAAAAGAAACAUGAAUCCUGAAACGUUUAUGAAUAUUAGUCAGUUGAUCUGCUAUGAAGGAUAUCCCAGUGAGGAGUAUGAAGUUCUGACUGAGGAUGGCUAUUAUUUGAGAAUAAACAGAAUUCCUUAUGGCAGAGAAAAACCUACAGACAAAGGUCCAAAGCCAGCUGUGCUUCUCCAGCAUGGAUUGUUUGGUCAAGGUAGCAACUGGGUUGAAAAUUUGGCCAAUAACAGCCUGGGCUUCAUGCUAGCAGAUGCUGGCUAUGAUGUUUGGAUAGGAAAUAGCAGAGGCACAACCUGGUCUCAAAGACACCAGAAAUUUUCAGUUGCCCAAGAGGAAUUUUGGGAUUUCAGUUUUCAUGAAAUGGGCAAAUAUGACCUUCAAGCUAUGAUAAACUUUAUUCUGCAGGAAACUGGACAGAAGCAACUGUAUUAUGUUGGCUACUCCCAGGGCAGCACUAUGGCGUUCAUAGCAUUUUCCUCCAUGCCACAGCUGGCACAGAAAGUCAAAAUGUUUUUUGCCUUGGCUCCUGCUGUCACCACUGGACACACCAAAAGCCCUAUGGUAAAAAUGUUGUUAAUGCCUGAAGGAGCAUUACAGGAUAUUCUUGGCAAAAAAGACUUCCGCUGGUGGGGUAAGACUAUGAGGGAGCUUGCUGCCACAAUGUGCUGCUAUGAAUUACCUAAUAGACUUUGUGCCAAUAUAUUUUUCUUUGCGGGUGGAUUCAAUGAGAAAAACCUAAAUAUGAGUCGAAUGGAUGUGUACACAGGCCGCUUUCCAGAUGAAACAUCUGCUAAAAACUUACUGCACUGGGCCCAGGCAGUUAAAUCAGGAGAAUUCAAAUAUUUUGACUAUGGCAGUGAGAACAAGGCUAAGUACAACCAGUCUGUCCCUCCCUGCUAUAAGAUAGAAGAUAUGACUGUGCCCACUGCAGUAUGGUCCGGUGGAGAGGACUGGAUGGUAGACCCAAAGGAUAUUGACAUGUUACUCCCUCAAAUUACUAACCUAGUUUACCACAAGAAUAUUUCUGACUGGAACCACUGGGAUUUCACCUGGGGUCUUGAUGCAGCCAAGCGUGUGUACAGUGAAAUUAUUGCACUGAUGGGAAAGUAUCCAUAAAACCACACAGCAUUGUUUGAGAAUUAAUUAGUUAAUUUAGAUUUAUUGAAAUCUACUUUCUGUAUGUGUGGCAAUAGGCUGCUUUUCUAGUUGCUAUUUUUUGAGUCCAUCAUGGUGCUUGUAAACGGAUUAGGGGGUUACUCUGAAAGGAUUUAAUAUGUACUUUUUUUUUUGGUCGUGGUACCAAUUUUUCCCCAUCUUCCUGGUGAAAUUCAGCAACCAGGAUUCUGUUACUCAGAAAACUGAAUUAUAUUUCUCAAAGGAAACACUUCUGAAACCAAAACUAAAAUCUUAUAGUGCAUGUUACAGCUGUGAGCCAGAAUAUGCAUGCAUGCCUUAAAUCUCUUAGCACAGUCCAUCAUUAGAUGUUAAACUAAUGAGGACAUUUCUCUGGUCCAGUUAAAAUACUAGAGAACUUUCCCAUGUUACAUAUUAAAAAUGUUUUUAAUUUGGUAAUCAAUAAUGCAGCCUUUCAUAUAUAGUUAAGAUAGUCUAUGUUAGUUUUACUUUGACCGUUUAUUUUGUAUAGAUACACAUGAAUAUACACAAUAAUAAGACAGCA